UGACAUAACCACAAUGUUCUCAAUUAUUUUUUAACUUUUCGUAAAAUAUUAAUUGUUUCAAAAAAUGCGUUUGAACAAUUUUCCUUCUAAUGUUUAGUAAAAAAGAGGAUUUAAUUCGUAAAACCGGUGAAGAUGGUAUUGGACGAUUACAAUAUUUGGAAACGUUAGUAAAAGAGUUCAAUGAAACGAAAUCGAAAGAUGCUAAAAAACAAAUAUUGGCUAAUUUAGCAAAUUUUGCAUAUGAUCCAAUAAAUUACGAAUAUUUUCGACGUUUACAAAUCAUACCAUUAUUCUUGGAUGCAAUAUCAAGUUCAACAGAUGAAACCAUUAUAUAUUUUUCAAGUGCUGGAUUAUGUAAUUUAUGUUUGGAUCCAUUAAAUCAGCAGAUAAUUCAUCGGUAUGAUGGUAUUAAAUAUAUUUUAUCAACAAUAUUAAAUACAACAAUUGGUGUUAAUAAUCACGACGAAACAUUAUUAAAUUGUUUAACAACGUUAAUGUAUUUAACAACAUCAGAAACUCAAUCACAAAUCAUUAAAAAUUCACAAUUAAAAACUCAACUUGAACAUUUUGUACAAGACUCGAAUAAUAUUCGUAUUAAAAAUUUAGCUCAAAUCUUUUUAACCGAUUAUUUCCAAUUAAAAUGUACGCCUUCGAAAAUUCGUAAUAUUUUAAACCACAAUAAUUUUAAACAAUUUAGUACGAUUGUAAAUACGAGAAAAAAAUUCAAUGUUGGUGAUAAAGUGACUAUUGGUCGAAAUAUAUCGAUUGAAGAUGUGAAAUUAUUUUCUGAAAUGACCGGUGAUUUUAAUACAAUACACUUUAAUGGUGAUAAAUCAGUGAUACAUGGUGCAUUUUUAAAUGGAUUAGUGUCGGGGGUUAUUGGUAGUAAAUUACCAGGACCGGGGACAUUAGUUGUUGAACAAACAUUAAAAUUUCCAAAUAAAUGUUAUGUUAAUGAUUAUAUACAAAUUACGGUCGAAUUAGUUGAAAUAAAAAAGAUCAUACAUUUUGUGAAAUAUGUUUGUAUGGUUGAUGAGAAAAUUGUUUUAGAAGGUAAUGCAAAAUUAGUUUUUAAAGAAUAAGUGUCGGAAUAGAAUGAUUUUGUCGAUGACUUGAUGUGAAUUUAGUAGCGUGAAUGAUUACACAGGUCUGCAAACAAAAUUUUUUUGUCAGCUGCAUGAGAUAUUUUUACUAAAUUAUAUGUUUUAGAAUGCGCUGAUUUCAGAAGUGAUGGCCAUUCUAUCAUAAUAUUAUUGUGAAAAUUUAACAAAAAAAUUAAUAAAUUGUAAUGAUCUAUUUUUGAA
Molecule: messenger RNA, 1304 nt
Organism: Chrysoperla carnea
Lineage: Eukaryota; Metazoa; Arthropoda; Insecta; Neuroptera; Chrysopidae
Source: RefSeq, a predicted model, not a curated record